UUGAACCAUACCCGAAGCUUCAAGCAUGGUUCGAUUACCUGCGGAGGAGGAGGGGAAGGAUGCCGGCACGGGCUCCGGCAGCUGGCCACGCACCCGCCGCUACGCCGUGGGGGAUGAGGUCGAGGUCCUCUUCACCGGACCGGGCUUCCGCGGCGCGCGCUUCGAGGCCACCGUCAUUGCGCGCCUCCCGGGCUCCGAUCGCUACAAGGUAGUCUACUCCAAACUCGUCGUCCGCCGCGGCGGCCCCCCGCUGCGGGAGGUCGUGGCAGGCUCCAAUGUACGGCCGAGACCGCCGCAGCCGGCGGCGGCGGGGCGCGAGUUGGAGCUGUUCGAUCUCGUCGAGGCGUGCCACAACGACGGAUGGUGGCCGGGCGUCGUCUCCGACAUCCGGCCCAAGCGGAGGCGGAACCAGGAGACACAGUUCGCCGUGUCGUUCCCUCUGUUUCGCGAGGUAGUGGUGCUCUCGGCCUCGUUUGUGCGGCCCAGGCAGGAGUUCGUGUACGGAAGCUGGAUAGACGCCAAGGAAGUGCUGCGAGGGAUACCGCAACAUGCAGAAGGAAGCCACAUAGAAGUGAUGUGUGAUAAACAGGGCAGAGUUUGGAGGCCGGCUACUAUCAAGAAGAUGGUCGGCAGUACCAACUAUGUUGUUAGCUAUGGAAAUGGGGAGAUCUCUACUGAGGUCCUCCACACAAUGUUCAUUCGGCCAGAACCCAUCUAUGACAAAAUGAAGUUGGAAUAUGAAUUGAAGCCCUCAGCAGAGGUGGAAGUAUAUUACGAUGGCAGCUGGUCACUAGGUGUCAUUGCAGAUGUUGGCAGCUGUGAACCUAGAAGAUACAGAGUAAAGGUAAAAGAGCAUAACAAUGCAAAUGGAGAUGACUACAUGAUUGUGUCAAGUGCGUCCUUGAGACCCAAGGCCAAAUGGGACAGUCAGGAAUGGAGGCUACGUUCUACCAAGAAAUAUGCCAAGAACAGAAAUUAUUCAGAUUCCCAGUAUUCACCAGAUUCUUACAGUUCAUCAGAUUCUGAAUAUUCAUCAGAUUCUUACAAUUCAUUAGAUUCAGACUAUUCAUCAGAGUUCUCCACACCUGGUGGAAAUAGUGAUCAGUAUAGCUCAAUCCCUAACAAAAGGGUGAUGAAAGAAAAUGCGCAAACCGAAGAGGUGCAUUUGAGGCACUUUUUAAAUCUCAGGCAAGAUAGAGACAGAUUACCAUUAAAGGAUGUUAUGGAUAUGGAAAUAUCUUCUGAAAUGCAUGUAUCUACGGUGAAUAAACAAGAGAGGGAACUGGAAGGUUUGGGGUUGGGGGAUGCAAAUGGGGAAGAGCAAAUACUGGAAGCCAAUGGAGUGGAGAAGUUAAUCUGUACACCAUGUGAUGGAAAAGAAAGGCACUCCUUGCCAAAGGCACUUCAUAGUAAGAGAAAGGACCUUUCUGUUUCUUCACUUGAUGAUGUUAUUGAAAUUGGUAGCGAGUACAGCUGUGGUGAUGUUGGGAUCAGUGAUGACGCUAGCCAUGGAAAUUUUAUUGAAAUUAGCGACGAUUCUAGUUACAACCCAAUCAAAAAGCAAAGGCGGAUGAAUCUCCCAGAUGAAGAACUCCAUUCCAAUCAUUUGAUACACAAUAAUCAAGCACCAUAUUCUGCAUCAAGAUUGUGGCAAGCACAGAAUCGUCAGCAUUAUCUUUUGCUAGAUGCAUCAAGACAUUCUAAAGAACAUGCAUGUAGAAAUGUGUUAUCACAGUCCACGGAGCCAUUGGAAUCAUCACAGGAUCAUUCCCACAAGGAUGGUGGGCAACAGAUUCCUUUGCCUGGUUGCCAGGUCCAAGAGUUUAUUCUUGGAAGGAAUGAAGCAGAAGAAACACAACUGUUACACCAUCUCCAUUUAGAAAACACGUUGAUGAAACUUGAUGAUUCUGCUGCUGGAUGUGAAAACCAUGAAAUGUGCCAAAAAAUUACAAAGGUGAACAGUUGGGUGGCUGGUACUUCCAUUGAAAACAAAAAAACAGGCAUUUCACCUGAGGAGGUGGCAGUCUUCUCAAUCGGGAAAUUAGAACCACCUUCAUCUGGACAAAAGGGUGUUAAGGCUGACCUCUUGUGUAUUGAAUCCCGUAACCAUAACAAAAUGGAGAUAAAAAAUGAAAGAAUGGGUAUGUCCUUAAUCGGGAAAUUAGAACCACCUUCAUCUGGACAAAAGUGUGUUAAGGCUGACCUCUUGUGUAUUGAAUCCAGUAACGAUAACAAAAUGGAGAUAAAAAAUGAAAGAAUGGAUAUGUCUCUUGUGUCAGCAGAAGGGUUUCACCUGGAAACCUGUACGAACUCAGACAAGGAUAUUGCAAUUUUAUCAUAUCCUGAAUGCAAUGCAUUGUCACAACAACCUUGGGGUCAAUCUCUAGAAUCUGUUUCUGAGAAAUUAGCAGGACGAUCUCCAUUGCUUCAUCCUAGUGUGACGGCGGAUAUAUCAGCAUUUCUGCCACUGACAGUGCCUAACAGCAGCUAUCUUUCUCCAGUGUUCUCUACAACUUCCUUGCUGCUGAUGCCUAAAAACAAAAUGGAGGUCUUUGAGAAGCUACCACAGAAUCCACACUUCCGUGAGGCAUGGAAUUGUCCUCCAGAACGUCGUGAAGGAAAAGCCCUAGAACUUAUGGUCUAUUUUGCAAACAUGGCUGUAAGCAUCAAGAACAUGCGAAUUCAGGAUGAACCACGACUUUUUGAAGAGAAGAUGAACAUCCUAUUAGAUAUGGAAGAAGACAACGGGUUUGAAGCUGGCCCCCUGAAGGUCCGCCUGCAUAACCUACUUUGUACAAAGACUUGCCAGAUUAACCUCAAGAGCAAGAAGGUAAGAUUAGAGAAGGAGAUAUGUGAGAUAGAAGCAAUGAACUGUGGAUUAGAGCAGCGACUCAAGGUGCUUGACAUGUGCGUCAUGGGAAUGGAAGAGAAUAAAUACCAGGAGAUGAAAGCUUCACUUGACAUGCAAAAAACAGAAAAUUGGUCAUCUAUUUCAAAGCUCCAAGUCGAUUUGUGUCAAGUUGAGGAGUCACUCAAGCAUGCUGAAGCCGAAUUUUGUAGUAUUGCUACUGCACCAUGGCAAUCAGAUGAUGGACCUUUGCUAAGGUAAUCUUGCUGAGCUAUUAUAUAUGGGAGGUAACCCUUCUCGUCUACACUUGAUCUGUUUAUGUAUAUAUAUGUAUGCUUUCUUCACGGAUCUGAGAGAGAAAAUGAUCUUCAGUUAUGUGUAUUUUGAGCAUGCAGUCUGCCCCACCUAAAUGAUCUUCAGAUAUGUAUAUUUUGAGUUGUAAUGCUUGUUGCUCUCUUGAGUUGUAGCUCAUAGGCAAUGUUGCAAUUUGUUAAGUUGAACAUCCUACGUGAUAUUUUCAGCAAUUAGAAGACCUGUUAUUU
This is a messenger RNA of Sorghum bicolor (sorghum), 3390 nucleotides long. RefSeq lists its product as uncharacterized. The record is from RefSeq and is a predicted model, not a curated record. The transcript has 8 exons. The coding region runs from base 26 to 3109 and encodes 1027 amino acids. NCBI's taxonomy places the organism in Eukaryota, Viridiplantae, Streptophyta, Magnoliopsida, Poales, Poaceae.